AUGAUGUCACUGAAGUUACUAGAUCUAAGAGUACCGGCUUAUGUGCUUCUUGGCUCUCAGCCUGCAUUAACUUGCCAAUGGGAGCUAGGUCCUAACGAUAUGCUUUAUUCCAUUAAAUGGUAUAAAGAUGGCAAGGAGUUCUUUCGGCACGUGCCACGAGACCUGGAGCCUCAUAGAAAAUUUCCUCUACCGGGAGUUGAAGUGGAGGUAAUUUCGAAGUCAGAUGCGUUGGGAUCUAACAUUACAUUGUCAGCCGCGACACUAGAGACGGGCGGUCGUUACCGAUGCGAAAUAUCGGGUGAGCGCCCGCUGUUCCCCACUGUGUCCGAUCAUGGGGACAUGCUCAUUGUUGUUCUUCCAGAGUACGGCCCUGUAAUAUCAGGGUUCAGACCCCACUAUCAAAUUGGAGACAGAGUCCGAGUCAACUGCACGUCGGGUCGAUCGCGACCAGCUAUGCGGCUAGCGUGGUACUUAAAUGGCGAGCCUGCCCCAUUCAGCGCUACGAUGACCCCUGUGGUCUUCAAAGAUCAUGAUGGUUUUGAGACAACUAAUGUAGGUCUCGACUUCAGAGUGACUGAGCAACAUUUUCGUAACGGUGCGUUUAAAGUAAAGUGUUUAGCUACCUUGGCCUCCAUAUACUGGAGGAGCAACGAGGAAAGUGCACGUAAAUCAAAUACAAGAAUAAUAUAUGACGCGUUAGAAGUGAUGCCAUACAAUGUAACAGAUAGUGAUUCCGCAAAAUUAUUACCGGACUAA
This is a messenger RNA of Parnassius apollo (apollo), 756 nucleotides long. NCBI's taxonomy places the organism in Eukaryota, Metazoa, Arthropoda, Insecta, Lepidoptera, Papilionidae. The record is from the annotation of a GenBank genome assembly.